CAAAUCCCGUUCAUUUAUGGUCACUCUCCGUUAGCUGCCAUCCAACGCCGUUAACGGCGUCCGUUAAGUGAUGACGUGGCUGACGGAUUUGCCUAAUCAGCACUUUUUAACCCCAAAAUUGACUGACCCGACCCGCCACGUCAUUUAAACCCGCCAUGUCAGCUAAACCUAACCAAAACUCUACCCAAACCCGACCAGACCGGCUAACUAAAACCAAACCAGACCAGACCCCCAAAAUUGUUUGACUAAAACCCUAAUCAAAGACUGCCUCCAUCUCUCCCCCGUGAGGAGAGAGAGAACGGACUCCAUUAAAGCUGGAAGAAGUAGACAAAGGAGAAGGAGACUCAGACGGACAAGGCCUACCGACUUGCGUGCGAGAAUACGAUGGCUACCUCCACAACCACAAGUACGCCUCCCAGGAGAAGACUAAAUACCAACCCUCACGCUCGAAUUCUUCACGGCGGCGCUACAUCCUCUUCCGCAUCUACUCCUUGUUCUCCCUUGAAAAAGCUCAAUCUGAUGGCUCCACAACAACCCCUGCCGCAGAAGCAGCCACUCGACAGCGGAUCUAAGUUAGUUCGGGAUUGGGCGGGUCUCUCCAUGGAGCUGCUCUCCGUGAUUAUGGAGCAUCUCAGUCCCGCAGAUCGCCUGCGGAUUGCUCAGCUAGUUUGCUCCUCGUGGCGGAAGGUCUGCCGGGACCCGUACAUCUGGAGAUCUGUCGACAUCAGCCAUUAUUCCUGGGAGCGAGUUACCGAUGUGGAGGCGCUCUGCGCGCAGGGCGUCGAUCGGAGCUGCGGUGGUCUGGUUUCUCUGAGCUUGGAGUGCUUCAGCUUCGAUAAACUCCUCACUGACAUCGCUAGCAAGUAAUUCAUUCUCUGCCUCCAUUUCCUCUUUGAUUAGGGUUUUAGUCAAACAAUUUUGGGAGUCUGGUCUGGUUUGGUUUUAGUUAGCAGGUCUGGUCGGGUUUGGGUAGAGGUUUGGUUAGGUUUAGCUGACAUGGCGGGUUUAAAUGACGUGGCGGGUCGGGUCAGUCAAUUUUGGGGUUAAAAAGUGCUGAUUAGGAAAAUCCGUCAGCCACGUCAUCACUUAACGGACGUCGUUAACGGCGUUGGACGGCAGCUAACGGAGAGUGACCAUAAAUGAACGGUUUUUGUAAAG
This is a messenger RNA of Linum trigynum, 1158 nucleotides long. Lineage: Eukaryota; Viridiplantae; Streptophyta; Magnoliopsida; Malpighiales; Linaceae. The record is from the annotation of a GenBank genome assembly.